This is a messenger RNA of Rhipicephalus microplus (southern cattle tick), 2149 nucleotides long. RefSeq lists its product as uncharacterized. The record is from RefSeq and is a predicted model, not a curated record. Lineage: Eukaryota; Metazoa; Arthropoda; Arachnida; Ixodida; Ixodidae.
UACCAGAACUUUUUCAUUGGUGGAAAACAUUAGCCUGAAAACCCACAAGUGGUGCCAUCUGCGCAAGCCACAUUUCGACACCUAAGGCAGCGUCCGGAGCCCGCGGCCGCUGUAGCAAAGUGUCAGGUGGUCAUCGAAAAGGCGCGCACCGGAACGGGGAAGCGUGUCGUCAUGGAGCGAAACGACGCCGUCAGCAAACUUCCAGCUGACGAGGACGCGACGUCCUUCGAGUGGCUUGACCGGCUCCGGCAAGAGAAGCGACCGCGGCGAAGCAUGCGGCACUGCUACGCCGCCGUCGCCGCCGCGAACAAGCAUCCCGCCGACGAAGCAGCCGGGUCUCCCGCUGCGCCCUGCGCUAACAUGCCAGAUGGCUUGGGAGCAUACCACGGGGAUUCAGCGGAGGAACAAACCCAGCAGGAGAAGCAGAGGAUGCGCGCCGGCAGCGGCCGUCGCCCUGACAUGCUGCUGAGCGGCAUCUUCAGCCCAUCGCCGCAGAUUGUCAGCCUGCCGUGCGGACAGCUCGGCGAGCCAGAGCUACUGGUCACCUGUCCGCAGUCGCGGAGCGUGCCGUUCACGCUCGUGUUGUCAUCGGCCUACGCGCUUGCCCUGCACGUGUGCUUCGCGGCUAGUUCGUGGUGGCUGGUGCAGAAGUACGCGGCAUCCGGCGCUAGCACGGAAGCUAUCGUCACGCUCAUCCUCGCUCAGCUGUCCAGCCUGCCCCUAUUCGUGGUGGGCGUAUGCCGGUUAGUAAGCCGCCAACAGCAGCCUUCUUCGGGAUGUGUGAUCUUGCUCGUCCUUCACGUGCUCGUCGCUGGGCUGUUCAACAUGGUACCUCUUCUGCAGCUUCUGCUGCGGUUUGUGGACUCUGCGAUGCUCUACAAGACACGUGGUCAGCAGGACCGGGCUGUUCUGCUCAAGCGCCAGGACAUCAUCACCUUCACCAACGUCAUGUGGGUGGCGACGCUCAGCUGCUUCCCGCAGGCAGUAUUCCAGGCCACGCAGCUUUUCCAGGCGUCCUUGAAUGAACAGGCCUACACCAACGGCUCGUUCUCGUGGCUGCAGGCUGCCAACUUGGCCAGCGCCGUGCUGCUGACCUGCUUCGCCUGCCUCAAAUACAACAACCGGCACGUUAGGGUCGUCUUCACCUGGCCCACGCAACAGUCGCUGCUCCUGACUACCGCUGAGAACGUCGCCUGGUUGCCACUGAUCGGCUCCCGGGUGCUAGCCUUUGCUAUACUCAUUGCCAAGGCGCUCGAGCCGACGCACGUCUUCGGAAUAUUCUUCGCCCUGAGCCUGCACUUCGAGUUCCGCCGUGAGCGUGCCUCACCGACCAGCCAACCACGCAGCUUCCUGUUCACGGUGACUGCGAACGUGGCUCGUGCCACGGUGGGCAUGUUCUUCAAGUUGCGCAGCUGGCAGGAGCCGCUGGCCGCCAAGCCUUACAUAGUGCUCAUCAUCAUGCUUAUUGUGCAGAGCUUCGGCUGCAUCUUCCUGCCUUUCUUGCAGGAGUACGGCUUGUCGAUGAACAUGGACGCGUUUCGCGCUUAUUACGGGGCGCCCGUGUUCAUUGCUUGCAUCGCGAUUCACUACGCGUUGUUGGUAGUGGGCACCGCAGGCAUAGUCGCCUGGUUCAAACUGGAGCGAUCAAGUUCGUCUGGUUACGGAGCGCUAUGAGUGCCGUUCCACUUUUCCCCGCUGUACGCACUGUCGACAGCGUUCAUGUGGCCGCAAAGCUAUAGCACCGCGUGGAUUUUGAGUUGUAUAGCAUGCGGGAUAUUCUGGUCGCCCGUCAUGUAUACUUUUUGUCUGUUGUCCGCAAGGUGCGAUUUCGUCUCUUUGUUGUCGCAGUAUUCGAAUUGCUGUAUCAUACUAACUAGCAGGUGAGCUUCGUUUACCCAUGAGUAUGAGCUCCUUUGCACUUCUGUUCGCGAUGAGCCAGUCAUGUUGUAACUUAAACGGCUGCGGAGAAUUUCUUUUCCGCGUAAUAAAAAAAUGCACGUUGUUCCAGACCAGUUCUCGUUAUGAAUGACCCGAACAGACGUAACCAUCCAAAAGUUCAAUACUCGUUCCUAGAAGCACAAGACCCCAAAAAUAAAACUGUAAAUAUUAUACUAGUUUAUCUGUUCAUAAAAGAGAUUCUAAAGCCCUA